Messenger RNA from Monodelphis domestica (gray short-tailed opossum), 5653 nucleotides. RefSeq names its product mitogen-activated protein kinase 4. The record is from RefSeq and is a predicted model, not a curated record. Gene Ontology annotation, biological process: protein phosphorylation. Gene Ontology annotation, molecular function: ATP binding; MAP kinase activity. Lineage: Eukaryota; Metazoa; Chordata; Mammalia; Didelphimorphia; Didelphidae.
GGUGGAGAGGGACUCGGGAGAGCAGUCAGCUCCACCUGCUCCUGGUUUGGUCCCGAGCCAUUGAGUCAGCCGGCCCUAGGAACCUCCCGAGAGCGCCCUUCAUAGCUGGAGGCUCAGAGGCCGUCCCGGGGCCCAGCGCCGCCGCCUCCGCCUGGUCCAGCUGUGAUUAGCCUCCGAGCCUCCCCGAACCUCCCCUCGCGCACCCAGCGGCUCAGCGCAGCCACAGCUGCAGCAGGUGGGGGGCCCCCUGGGCCAGCUGACAGACAGCGGAGGCGGAGGCGGGGCCUGAGCCCGGGGCGGAGCCGCGAGGAGAACGGGCCCGGCGCAGGGGGGAGGUGAAGGGGGAGGAGGAGAAAAAGGAGGAGGAGGAGGAGGAGGAGGAGGAGAGAGCAACAGAAGGGAAAGGCUGGCUCCCACACGAACUGAGCGAGCUCUGGCUCUCUAGGCACAGAGUCCAAGCUCCAGGGCUUGCCCAAGCGAUAGAGCGUCUCCGAGGGUCAGCGGUUGAGGCUGGGCGAGCGGCAGCCGGUGAGGCUGGGGCGCAGACAAAGGCGCCGCCGCCGCCGCCGCCGCCGCCGCCGCUGGCUCGCAAGCUUUCCUGCGGGAGCGAACCUGGGCAGCGAUCGAGGACUCUCCGGGACAAGUGCGGUGAACAGGCAACAGAGUUAGCCAGACUGCCUGCUCUAUACCCGAAACCCCACUAGUGAGCAGUGUUUGGACCUGCUCAGAGGAUCAAAUAACGUUUGGGCUGAUUAACAAAAGACAUGCAAGUGGGAAGGUGUCAGAAGCCAGAGUGUGGAAAUUUACCCAGUGUUGCUACUCCAGGGAGGCUCGGGCUGAAAGAUGCUGCGCUUAGGAGAACCUUGGAUCUAAUUGGGAAUGGAAUAGGGAAGCAGGCAGAGAGCAGCAAGGAUGAGGGGAUGAGAGAGGGUGCUGCCUGAGCUGCUCCCAUCUGAAACUGUGGAGAAGAAGCUGAAUGUCCCAGGAUCUGCCCAGCAUUUGGUACUUGAGCUCCAGCGUUAACUACAGCCUGAGUUUUCUCCGGCUUCCUCCCCUGAUGUUAUUCUGCUUGCUUUGAAAUCUGGACACUUGGGCAGAGAAGAGGAGAGAGAGGGGGGAAGCCCCGAGAUCAAGAUGUGCCAGGCAAUCUCUUAAAUUUUCACAUGGGAAGAAGCUACUGAGCAACUGAGGGCUGAAUUGCUGCUAAGCUUUGAAAAUCUAAAAGCACAAGAUAUCACCAAAACAGUCCCUUAAUUGCAGAGCAGAGGAGCCCUCUCCACUGGAACUCUUAAUUUGUAAUUAUCAAAGGACUUAAAGGGGAACUCCUCUGGAAGCUCUUAACUUCAAGGACCAGAGUUAAAGAGGCCACAGCUAAAUGAUGGUAAGCUUUCUGGUUGGAUGCUCAUGGUUACCAGUUUAUUGGAACUUCUCACCAAGAUGCUUCAUUUCAAAGGAUUCUGAACCACUUGACCACAGAGGCUGCUGAGAAUAGGGGAAAGUCUUCUCCUUGACUGUAUUUGAAGCUCUUUUCCCCAGCCCCAGUGGGAGCACACAUACCCUUAUUGCAUCUGAGCACUGAGAGGUCAACAAGUCAGCGGGACACAACCUUCCUCCAGAUGCUUGACUUGAUGGGAUGAACAGUGUUAGUGGAGACACUGGCUUGGGCUCAGCCUUCAUCGCUCCCUCCUUUCUCACACAGGUAGCCUCAGGGCACUGAGCUGAUGAUGGCCGAGAAGGGUGAGUGCAUUGCCAACAUGUAUGGCUAUGACCUGGGCGGGCGCUUUAUUGACUUCCGACCCCUGGGAUUUGGUGUCAAUGGCCUCGUGCUUUCGGCCACAGACAGCCAGACAUGUCGGAAGGUGGCGGUGAAGAAGAUCGCCAUGAGUGAUGCCCAGAGCAUGAAGCACGCGCUAAGGGAAAUCAAGAUCAUCCGCCGCCUGGACCAUGACAACAUUGUGAAAGUGUACGAGGUCCUUGGACCCAAAGGGGCUGACCUUCAAGGGGAGCUUUUGAAGUUCCACAUGGCUUACAUUGUCCAGGAGUACAUGGAGACAGACUUAGCUCGCUUGCUGGAGCAGGGCACACUGGCCGAGGAACAUGCCAAGCUGUUCAUGUACCAGCUGCUCCGUGGGCUCAAGUAUAUCCACUCUGCCAAUGUGUUACACAGGGACCUGAAACCCGCCAACAUCUUCAUCAGCACGGAAGACCUCGUGCUGAAGAUCGGCGACUUUGGCUUGGCGAGGAUUGUGGAUCAGCAUUAUUCACACAAGGGUUAUCUUUCAGAAGGACUGGUCACAAAAUGGUAUCGCUCUCCACGCCUGCUUCUUUCUCCCAAUAACUACACCAAAGCCAUUGACAUGUGGGCAGCUGGCUGCAUCUUGGCUGAAAUGCUCACUGGGAAGAUGCUGUUUCCUGGGUGUCACGAGUUGGAACAGAUGCAGCUAAUCCUGGACACGAUUCCUGUAAUCCGGGAGGAAGAUAAAGAUGAGCUGCUCAGAGUGAUGCCCUCCUUCAUCAACAGCACCUGGGAAGUGAAGAAGCCACUGAGAAAGCUGCUCCCAGAAGUCAACAGCGAAGCUGUUGACUUUCUGGAGAAGAUCCUGACCUUCAACCCCAUGGACCGAUUAACAGCAGAGAUGGGCCUGCAGCACCCCUACAUGAGCCCAUACUCAUGCCCAGAGGAUGAGCCCAUCUCCCAGCAGCCCUUUCGAAUUGAAGAUGAAAUUGACGACAUCUUGUUGAUGGCGGCCAACCAGAGCCAGCUCUCCACCUGGGACAGGUACCCAGUCAGUCUAUCCUCUGAUCUGGAAUGGAAACAGGACAGAUACCUCGACACAAGUGAGGUACAGCGGGAUCCCCGUGCAGGCUCAGAGUCAAUAGUGGAAGAGGUCCAGGUGGACCCACGAAAAUAUUCCCAGAGUAGCUCUGAGCGAUUCCUGGAGCAAUCUCACUCAUCCAUGGACCGAGUAUUUGACUCUGACUAUGGGCGGUCCUGUGACUACAAGGUGGGAUCACCAUCCUACCUGGAUAAGUUACUGUGGAGGGACAACAAACCCCAUCACUACUCAGAGCCUAAACUCAUCUUAGACCUGUCCCAUUGGAAGAAGACAGCCAUCGCUCCCACCACUGAGCUCUCCCUAGAGGAGGAGCCCUCCAACCUCUUCCUGGAGAUUGCACAAUGGGUGAAGAGUACACAGAGUGGUCUUGAGUGCCCCAGCCCACUCCCUGAGAUCCAGGAACGAAGCCUGCCCUCCUCACCCCAACACCACAAGGAACCCAAGGAGGGGAACAAUGGGACUGAUCCCCAAUUUGACUUGGAUGUCUUCAUUUCCAGAGCACUGAAACUCUGUACCAAGCCAGAGGACCUGCCAGAUAACAAACUCAGUGAAAUCAAUGGGGCAUGUAUCUCAGAGCACCCCAGUGACAUCGUACAGACUGAACCCUAUCCAAAGGAGAGGUGGUGAAGCUGAGUAGUUUGCUCUUCAUGAAUUUCCCCUUUCUUCUCAGCUGGCUGGCCACAGUCUUGUGGCACUGCAGACCCAGGCCAAAGGGAAAAAACAGGUCACCCUGGUUCCUGGCAUGUCAGUCCUUUGCAACAGAGGGUGGAUAGCCUACCCCAUACCUUUUAAUCAAAGACAAACAGCUCCCAGCCUCCUUUCUGAUGCCUUAGGGUUCAUGAGACCCUUGAAGGAAUCAGGAAACACAAGUAAAAUAUUGAAUCUAUUAAACUGCCUUAAUGAUCGCGCCUUUUAACCUCUGGAAUGUUUUGAAUUUAAGUCUAAGGUAAUAAGCCUUUUGUACAGAACACCAGGCUGAUCAGUUUAUGAACAUAUUCUUGGGGGUGGGGGCUUUGGGAGAAGGAAAAUGGGAGUAGCCAUGGGAAGAAGGAAGCUUCCCAAAGAGGAACAGGUCCUCUCUUUUUAAUAAGGGUUACACUCCACAAACUCAAAGAAUGUCAGAGCCAAAAGGGACAUUUGAAAUCAUCUAGUUCAACCCCUUCCUUUGACAGAUCAGGAAACUGAGGUCCAGAGAAGGAAGGUGACUUCCCAAGGGUUACAGAGCAAGUUCGAGGCAAAGCAGUAGUAAAACUUGGGUCUCCUGACUCCCAGACUUGCCCUCCAUUCCAUCUCCUUUGUCAUGGAAAUGCUUUCUCUUCGAAAUCUAAGGGAAGCCAAAGUCCAAGGAAGGGCUUCCUCCUUGAACCAGAAGUUGGAGGGCUCUCUUAAAUAGUCAAGAACAGUCAUCUCCUCCCCCUGGGGCCAGACACCAAAGCCUCUUGGGCUUCAGAUCCAGGCAACCUGGAGGGUCACUGGGUUAAAACAACAACAACAACAACAACAAUCACCCACAGCCAAGUGGCUCAUUUAAUAAAGAAUCCAUAAGACAGGGAACUAGGCAGAAGCCAUUGAGUUAUUCCUGAGUGCUUCUUCAACCUCAAGUAUAGUCACUGAUGGAUGCCCCUGGGGCCAGAUUCUGCAUUCUUUACACACACACACACACACACACACACACACAUACACCACAGCCCUAUGCAAAAGUGGAAGAGGCAGGCAAGUAUGGGGUAUGGUGUGAACAAGAAGGGGCAUCAAAAACCUCUUGCCCCAUCCCUAGGUCUCUCUCCCUCUGGCCCAUAGUGGGCCCAAUACCCCACUGUAACCAUUAUUCCCUUGGUUUGAAGACCUCCUUUUAAAAUGCAAACCUGUUACCAAGAAAGGUAACCCAAUAAGCUGUAUUCCUCCAUGAACACCUCCGCCGGAAUUAGUUCAUGGAACUAGCUGAGCAGAGGGCAAGAUCUUGGAGGGAGUAGUGUGCCGGACAAGCACCCCUUCUAAUAGUGGGUCAAGAGAGGUACGGAGUACCGGGGCACUGCCCAAGAGGGACAACACAACUGGAACCCUACGCAGCCAGUGGACACUGGUAUGGAAGUACCCAGAAGGAUGAUUGUAAUGACCCUUCAAGAUUUUGCUUGGGUUUCUGUGUACUGGGUACCUUGUAGCUAUUUAUGUGUGUGAGAGCACAUGCACACACACACACACACACACACACACACACACACACACAGUUGGUGUGUUCAAUUGUGACCCUCUGAGGGUGCAGGUCCUUGCCUUACUACCUUGGCCCUCAGCCUACCUUCACCCACAGACUCGGGUGGCAGCCUUGUUGUCCAAUCAGCUGGCACUUGGCAUUCCAGCCUCGUCCCCUUCUAGCGAAAGCUUUCAGGGGAAGCUAGAAAACAGGUAAACAGAUGAUCAGACGCUAGGAUUUGAAAGUAGCCUUGGGGUUCACCUAUACCUCUGAGCACCUUAAAUGAUUAACCUGUUAAUGAUCAUUUGUACAUGGAAACAAACAAUACAUUAUAGGCUUAUAUUUUAAAAAUGAAUUCUUCAAGCUGACCAAAACUUUUUUAAUGGAGAAUGUGUAAAUAGAAACUGUUCAAGAAAUGAAACUUUAUCCACCCACUCACUGUGCCAUCUUGUCCUAUGGUGGGGAAAGGGGGGGAAGGAGGAAAUUACUCUUUUGGUAAAGGAAGAAAGCUGCUGUUCUUGACCCUGUGGUCCAUAUAUCACUGUUAUACCAGAGUAAUUGUUAUUAUACCCAUGUAAAAAAAUCUACUAAAUGCUAUUAAACACUAUGAUGAGAUGUGUUUUGCCAA